This is a messenger RNA of Laetiporus sulphureus 93-53, 1158 nucleotides long. RefSeq names its product Clavaminate synthase-like protein. Bases 121 to 1128 code for a protein of 335 amino acids. Gene Ontology annotation, molecular function: dioxygenase activity. Lineage: Eukaryota; Fungi; Basidiomycota; Agaricomycetes; Polyporales; Laetiporaceae. The record is from RefSeq and is a predicted model, not a curated record. The transcript has 11 exons.
GAUUGACGCGCGAGUGGCUGAAGAUAACGUUCGUUUCAAUCCUGUGUACUCGCCACUCACGCGAGUUCUCAGAGACUAGGGGGGUCUAAACUCAAGCAAUUUUGGGCACUGGCCAGCGCAAUGUCUCUCAUCGACGCUGCUCGCAAAGCUGAGGACGCAGAAGCAUUCUUGAAGAGCCUUCCGAUAAUAGAUCUGAGCAGCGUCUCGAGUAACGAUCCUGCAGUGCGGAAAGCCCUUAGUUACGCUGUACGAGAUGCGUGCGUGAAUGUCGGGUUCUUCUAUGUGCGGAACCAUGGCAUUCCCGAAGCCACAAUCGAGCACGCUCUAUCAGUCGCAAAAGAAUAUUUCGCUCUACCAGUUGAAGAGAAGCUCAAGCUUGACAUCCGGAACACGCCUAAUUUUAAAGGUUACAAUCCCAUCCUGAGCAGCAACAAUGAUCCAGAAAAUGAUGGGGACCUGCAUGAAGGCUUCGAGUUCAGCUGGGAAGAGCUACAAGCCAAAGCGAAGAACGAGAAGCGAGUUAACGAUGGAGCGAUGGCGGGAGCAAACGUCUGGCCGGAGGAACUGGCCGGUUUUCGUGAAGCAGCGCUCACCUACUAUCAUGCCGCUGUCGAGCUAGGCAAGAAAAUGUUCCCUCUGUUCGCUCUAGCAUUGAAUCUUCCAGAGGACUACUUCGAUGAUAAGACGAAGAACUCUGCCGCCAUCAUGCGUGUCCUGCAUUACCCGCCUCAGACAGGCCCGGUGGACGACCGCGUCAUCGGUAUCGGCGCGCACACUGAUUUUGAGUGUUUCACCAUAUUAUGGCAAGAACCCGGCAUCCAAGCCUUGCAAGUUCUGAACAAGCAGAAGCAGUGGAUAGAUGCGCCGCCCAUCCCCGGUACACUUGUCAUCAACCUCGGCGACCAAUUUGCUCGGUGGACGAAUGAUGUCUUCAAAUCGACCGUGCAUCGUGCGAUAAACCGCAGCGGCGUCCGUCGCUAUUCAAUCCCGCUCUUCUUUGGCACCGAUUAUGAUGUCAAGCUCGAGCCGAUUCCGAGUUGUAUCUCCGAAGACCGGUCACCCAAGUACGAAGUGGUCACCGCCGGGGACUACGUCAAGGAGAGGCUCAAGGCUACUUAUGGUCACUGACGUCGGCGUUGCUCUUCUGUAGGUAUUGGU